Molecule: messenger RNA, 3613 nt
Organism: Biomphalaria glabrata
Lineage: Eukaryota; Metazoa; Mollusca; Gastropoda; Planorbidae
Exons: 22
Coding region: 180-2843 (887 amino acids)
Source: RefSeq, a predicted model, not a curated record
UUUAAAGAGGAAGUCACUCUUUGAAAACUAAUCUUAGUUGUAUUUUAAAAGCACAAUAGAUCUAGAUCUUUUUGAUCAUAGCAUUUGUAGAAUUAUCAAUAGGCUUAGACUAGAAGUUGGUUCAAUAUAUGUAGAUCUAGACCUAAAUUACUGGUCUACUUAUACAGAAUUCUCUGACAAUGUUGCCAAAGCUAGGCCGGUCAUUACUCAACGAGAUAUAUUAUUUAAUCUUCGCGUGGUCUCUUUUAUUUCUUGUGAAGUUUGGUGAUACAGGUGAUAGUGGACUACAGAUCCGUCAUAAUGGUACCACAUUUUUAAUAACGAUUCCGAACUUGCCCUACCUACAGAGAGACUCAUUCAUAAGUCUGUGUAUGACAUCCACGGUAAAACCAGAACUUGAAAAUAAAGUAGAAGUAUCUUACGAUGGCAAACGGUUAGAUGUUGCGUAUAUCGGGACUCAUAGUCGUCUACAAACUGAAAAUAUAAAAUUAUAUGGGAUGGACAUCAAGGAAAACAGCCGUGUAUUGUCAUGGUGGGUUGAACCUUUUAUAAUCACAAGCAGAUACCCCAUAUUUUUAUCAGUCUUUGUGGUCAAUUAUGCUGAUCAAACCAGCACGGCUUCUUUUCAAGCUUUGCCUAUGGAGUCGUGGGGCAGAAGCUACGUCAUCGUUACACUAAACCAACAUCCUUCCCUUCACAUAAUGACUAUCAGAUAUCAGGAAGCCUGGGUAGAAUUGAAGUGCUCUGCCCCUUGCAGCUCUCACAACAACGGCUCAGUACAACUCUACAGUUUGAGGGCAGUUACAGUCAAUUUCUGUGCAGAUAGCUACACUGGCAAUCUUACUGGAACGAAAAUAACCGCACAAAAUCCAAUAGGAGUUAUCGCUGGAAAUUGCUGGAGUGGAAUAGAAAAAAAUUGCAACACUUUCGGAGUUAUCAAAGAUAUGACUUUAGAAAUGUUCCUGCCAACUGUAAGUUUUGGCACAGAGUUCAUAACCUUUAAGAUGUACAGCAUUAGCAUUGAACAUAUAGUAGAGAACCUGAUCUUUUCUGUGACGGACAACACUAGUGUCGCCAUAAUAUCAGGGAGAUCGUUUGUCAGCGUCACUAUACCAAUGGCUGGAGAUACGCAUUCUUUCUUCUUACAAGGAGAAGACGGUCCUCAAAUGAUAACAAGCAAUCACCCCAUACAAGUCAUGCAGAUUAUAAGACCUAACUGCUUUGACUCAGCUAGUAGAGGUGGAGUGGCGCUCUCUCUGUUGCUUCCAACAAAUAUGUACUUCAAUUUUUACUCUUGGAGCCUACCGAUUCGGGGAAUGUUGGCGACUAUGAUCAUUAUUAAACAGAUUAGUUUCAGAGUCCAAGUGUCAGAUGAAUAUGUAUCCAGUUUAAGUACUAUCUGGAAAACGGCAAAAGAACCUUGGCUAGUCGGUGAAUACAUGAUCCUCAGAGAAAUCCAAGCUUCAUCGGAUUCGAUGUUUGGUUGUUAUGUUUUCGGCAUUGCUAAUACGAUAACUUUCUUGCAUAUGGCUGGGUAUUCAUUGGAUGUUGAAUGCAACACCAGUCGACCAGAGCCUUCUGAUAACAUCGACAAUGAUUGUGAUGGGUUGAUUGAUGAAGAAAUUGCAGAUGGCUGGGACAGCGAUCAUGAUUUUUUAGUGGACGAAGACGUCAAUAAGAAAAUUAAUGGCGAGUGGAGCAAGUGGGAAGUCUGGCACUGUGUCAACGACACACAUCAGACAAGGGAACGCUACUGCAACUCUCCUGAACCUGAGCAUGGUGGCAACAUGUGUCAAGGAACGUCUAAAGAAAUUAUAUUUGUCAACACGUGUGGGGCAAUAACGACACUGAAACCUAAUUUUGGUGUUUGGAGUCAGUGGAGCGAGUGGGACUGUAGCAUACCUUGUAGUGACGGAACUCAGCUCAUUCAACGAUUAAGACAGUGUGUCACAGUGAACACAGCCUACGGACAACAUUGUGCAGGAAAGAAGGGGGACAUACGACCUUGCUCUUUAUGUAAAGAAAACUCUGGUGGUGUAUGUGCCUCCUUUCACUGGGGAGAAGCCUGUGAGAAAGAGUGCUACAAUUGCCAAGAUCCAUGCUCAAAGCAGGAAGGGAUUUGCUCAGGCUGCAAGGCUGGAUACAAAAAUUUCCACAACGCCUGCAAAGAAGCAUGUGGUUGGAAUGAGUAUGGUGAGAAUUGCAAGUUCAGCUGUAUGGAGAAGUGUGGGGCGGAUUGUGGAGAGCGAACGUUCGGAACCUGUUUAGCCUCUUUUAGUCCCUUGUAUAUUCUGAUGGUUAUAUUUCUAAUACUUCCUUUAUACACAAUGCUUCACGCCUUAACAAGGCACAAACAAUCAUUGAUAGUGGACGAACAGUCCGCUUACGCAAAGUUCUCUAGUACAACAUCUGGGACAACUUCGACUUUGACUGGUUUAAGCAAGCACAGCCCAAAAAAGCCCAGCUCAACCGAAAUUGACCCAAUUCAACCAAUCGAAACCGAAUCCAAUAAAGCCAAACCCACACAACGCAAAUCCAGCAAAACGGAACCCAACCAACGCAAAUCCAGCAAAACGGAACCAAACCAACCCGAACCCAACCAACGCAAAUCCAGCAAAACGGAACCCAACCAACGCAAAUCCAGCAAAACGGAACCAAACCAACCUGAACCCAACCAACGCAAAUCCAGCAAAACAGAACCAAACCAACCUGAACCCAACCAACGCAAAUCCAGCAAAACGGAACCAAACCAACCCGAACCCAACCAACGCAAAUCCAGCAAAACGGAACCCAAUCAACGCAAAUCCAGCAAAACGGAACCAAAUCAACCCGAACCCAACUAAACGGAACGCAACUAACUCAACCCCAACAAAAUUGAACCCAUUCAACAUUAGUUCAGAUCUCAAGCAAGGGCAAUCUUGUGAUAGCUGAAAGUGUAGUUACUAGGCACAAAAGGACUAUGGGCAAUAAACUGGAAGAUCUCCAUAGAAACCUUGUGAGAGAUUGCACGUUCAAUGGUGACACAAAUAUAACAGUAAUUACAGUUUUGUUGGGCUGCUGACGACUGAAGUCUUAGAGAAGAAAUAGUUGCACAGCGAGUCAUUUAGUAGAGAGAAAGAAAAGAAACAAUCACACCUUCAGCUAUGCCUUAGUCUGUUGGAUCAUUGGGGCACCACGCAAGAUUUUUUUACCAUGUUUCUCCAUUCCUGUCUUUAUCCUUGGAUGUAACUUUUUUCAAUAUCAGGCCCUUUCAUUCUUUAAUGUUGUCUUCCCAUCACUUUCUCUGUCUGCCUCUUCUCCUUUUUUCCCUGGUACUGUUCCCUGAAGAUCCUGCUUUUUUUUUUUUUUUUAAUUAUAGUUAGCAGGUCAUCAUGGGGUCCAAUCGCUGUAGUAACACUUGUCUCUAAUCUGUUCGUUUGUGAUGCGGUCUUUAAAGCAACACUAUAGAGAGGAAACACACAAAGUGCAAGAGAGAAAGACAGAGAGAGUGUAGAGAAAAAAAAAAGAGAAAAUUUUAAGAAAGUGGGAAAUGAAAACCUGAGAGAGACGGGGGAAUAAACAAAUAAUAAAUGGUGAUAAAUAUAAGGCUUAAGAAAUAGAGAGAUGAAAGUGG